UGCAGGGAAUCAUUCUCGAGCAUACAAUAAUUCUCUCCAGAAAAAGCCAGAUCAAACACAUAAAACAUUAGGAGAAAUCAUUCAGUUUUCAAGUGGCUUUUAAAAAAGUCAUCAUAAAUCAAGCAAAGAUGAGCACAAAACUUCAUGUAGCAAUGUUUCCCUGGUUUGCCUUUGGCCAUUUCAUUCCUUACCUUCACCUUUCCAACAAGCUUGCAGAGAGAGGCCAUGGAGUGUCCUUUAUAGUGCCCAAAGGAGCACAAUCAAAGCUACAACACCUCAACCAUUAUCCAAACCUUAUCAACUUCUAUCCUCUUCUCAUUCCCCACGUAGAUGGACUACCCCUUGGUGCCGAGACUGCCUCGGAUGUUCCUCUUCCACUUCAUAUGCACCUUGCUAUAGCUCUCGACCAAACCCAACACCAAGUUGAAACUAUUCUUACCACUCUCAAGCCUGACUUCAUCUUCUUUGAUUUUAGUCAUUGGAUGCCAGUUCUGGCUCACCAAUUUGGUACCAAGGCCAUAUUCUAUUCUGUGGUAAGUUCGGCUACACUUUCAUUUCAUAUGGUCCCUUCUAAGAAAAUUGCAAAAUAUGCCACAAAUGAAGAGCUAGUUCAACCCCCUCCAGGCUAUCCUUCUUUGUCAGUGCUACUAAAACCCAAGGAGUUCGAAAUUGCAGAAGUAAAAAUACUUGUGGAAGAUCAAGGAACUGGGACGUCCUUGUACUUUCGAAUCACCUCUAGCUUGAAAGACUGUGAUGCCAUAGCCUUAAGGACAAAUCAUGAGGUUGAGGGGACUUAUUGUGACUAUCUAAGGCAGCAGUAUUCCAAGCCCAUAUUGCUAACUGGACCUGUCCUGCCUGAAAUACCAGUGACGAAGCUUGAUGAAAAAUGGACUAAUUGGUUAUCCAAUUUUGAGGAAGGUACUGUGGUGUAUUGUGCAUUUGGGAGCCAAACUAUAUUACAAAAGAACCAGUUUCAAGAAUUGGUUUUGGGGUUUGAGUUAAGUAGGCAACCAUUUUUUGUGUCGCUGAGUGCUCCAGAUGGAUGUGCAACAAUUGAAGAAGCUUUGCCAGAGGGGUUUGAAGAGAGAGUUAGAGGGAGAGGGUGGGUGUAUGGGGGUUGGGUUCCACAAACACUGAUGCUGGAGCACAAAUCUGUUGGGUGUUUCGUGACCCAUUGUGGUCAUGGAUCCAUGUGGGAGUCUCUUCUUAGUAACUGUCAAAUAGUAUGUGUUCCAUACCUGCUUAGUGAUCACAUUAUGAGUGCUAGAUUAAUGGUGGAAGAACUGAAGGUUGCAGUGGAGGUGGAGAGAGAAGACAAUGGGUGGAUUUCCAAGGAGAGCUUGAGCCAUUCCAUUAUCUCUGUGAUGGACAAGGACAGUGAGGUAGCUGGGCUGGUGAAAUAUAAUCAUGCCAAAUUAAAGGAGGUACUUACUACUGAAGGUCUGCAAGAGAGGUAUUUACACAAUUUCAUUCAGAGCCUGCAAGUCCUUUUGGAUUGACAAAUAAGUGUUUGUAUGGACUCGACUAUUUUUAAUUAAUCCCUUGUACUAAGAUGAGUACUA
Molecule: messenger RNA, 1562 nt
Organism: Quercus robur (English oak)
Lineage: Eukaryota; Viridiplantae; Streptophyta; Magnoliopsida; Fagales; Fagaceae
Product: UDP-glycosyltransferase 79B9-like
Exons: 1
Coding region: 129-1499 (456 amino acids)
Molecular function (GO): UDP-glycosyltransferase activity
Source: RefSeq, a predicted model, not a curated record